This is a messenger RNA of Cherax quadricarinatus, 875 nucleotides long. The record is from RefSeq and is a predicted model, not a curated record. Lineage: Eukaryota; Metazoa; Arthropoda; Malacostraca; Decapoda; Parastacidae.
GGAAGUAUAAAUGCGCUAGCUUCAUGCUGUUCCUCACACAUCAUCAACCAGCAAGAUGAAGUUCCUCCUCAUUCUUCUUCCCUUCCUCGCCCUCACAUGGGCUCAGCAACAAGAAUGCCAAUGUGGUGGCUUCGUCAGUGAGCCUAAUGGAGAGAUUGAAGUGGUACCCUUCCCUCCAGAACCUGUGGAAAACUGUGAAGCUUCCGAGGAGUGUGCAGCCUUUUGCGAGGAAGAGUGGAACGCGAUAACCGGCAACGGAGAUUUGGAUACUGUGUUAGAGAACGGAGAGACGCUCGGGCAGAGCAUAUGUCAAGAACUGGCUCAUCAAGGACAUAAUAACUUCGGCCCAGCAGAGGUGUUCCUGUACUACAGAGUGUGUGAAGGUCCCUGGCAGUAUGAUGGGGUACAAACAACAACUUUACUGUGUUGUACCCGCGGUGAAUUCCAUGAAUGUGAAGGGCCACCAACUCCACCUGUAUAAAUAUUAACUAACAGCUCAAGUGUCUACUCGAGGAUUUUGCAGUAAAGGCACUUACUAGAGCAUUUAUUGGAGAAUGUCUUGUUCAAGGGUGAGCUUUAAUAAGUGUAAGAGUUAUCAGCUACAACACUGGAGAGAGAGAGGACGCAUAGGAAUAACCUGAGAUCGUCGGUUAUAAAAACAAAAAGCAUCACUGAUGAAAAUCAGGGAUCGUUCAGAAACAUUCAUCCUCUUCUGUUGCUUAAAGUUCAGCUGUGUACGUUCUGUCACCACUUCAACUUACACCUGCUGUGACAGCUGCUGUUACACCUGCUGUGACACCUGCUGUUACAGAAGAAAAAAUAAUUAAGCCCACAAUUGUUCAAAAAUGUUUUCCAAUAAAGAUUUUAUUUCUUAA